Messenger RNA from Thamnophis elegans (Western terrestrial garter snake), 848 nucleotides. It is a transcript of the gene MPV17, whose product is annotated as mitochondrial inner membrane protein MPV17. Gene Ontology annotation, cellular component: membrane; cytoplasm. Bases 309 to 761 code for a protein of 150 amino acids. The transcript is spliced from 7 exons. Lineage: Eukaryota; Metazoa; Chordata; Lepidosauria; Squamata; Natricidae. The record is from RefSeq and is a predicted model, not a curated record.
AUUGUUGCUAGUUUCCUAGCAACAAUCAAAUUAUUUUGUCAAUUUUUUUUUUACUCAACAAUAUAUGUCUUUUUCCUGAACUUAACUCCACUUCCUCGUAUGUUUCUACUUUGCAGGAGGAAACUUGCCCUGAUUGUUUCUAAAGGUUUCACAGACAUCAUGCAUUAUGUUACUUCCCUAUGUGGUAUAAAUUGUGUGUGGUGUUACAUCCUCUGGACAAGGCUUUUCUGAAGUAUCCAGCACCUAACAAUUUUUAUCUGGGUUUGUUUUUUUGCAAUGUGAUGACUCUCAUUUAAUGGAGGACUCUCAUGGGUGCUGGAGAUGUGAUUUCACAGCAGAUGAUUGAAAGAAGAGGGCUGUCUGGGCACAAUGGCUGGCGGACCCUAAAAAUGAUGAGCAUUGGUGUUUGCUUUGUGGGCCCAGUCAUUGGAAAAUGGUACCUGGUCCUGGAUCGUUUGGUGCUAGGCAACACCAGAGUGGCUGCACUCCAGAAGAUGCUGCUUGAUCAGUUUGGAUUCGCACCCUGCUUCCUGGCCUGUUUUCUGACUCUGGCGGGAGCACUCAACGGUCUAUCCUUGGAACGGAACUGGAGCAAGCUCAAGGAGGACUACCCUGACGCUCUGAUCACCAACUACUAUAUAUGGCCAGCAGUUCAGCUUGCCAACUUCUACUUCAUCCCCUUGAACUACAGACUUCCUGUGGUCCAGUGUGUUGCCCUUAUCUGGAACAGUUAUCUUUCCUGGAAAGCCAAUAAACUAUAACCUGGCAUGGGAAGACAUGAGAACUAUGCUUAAUCCUAUUAGAACACCUGCAGAUUCUCUUUACUCUCUGUUCUUCAUGCAAUGCAA